CUUAGUAGAGAACGAGGAAGAUUGCGUGGACCACCACCGAGGUCACCUCCAAGAUCACCUCCAAGACCGCCUUACGACAGAGAUAGAGACAGGUAUCCGCCAGGAAAUCGUUACAGGUCUCCCCCGAGGCAUAGGCUUUCACCUAAUCCACCACCGUAUAGAGGCAGUCGCCCUUACGUUCGCCUCGUAGAUUUACCCCGUCUCCACCUCCCAGAAGACAUGCGCGCCCAGUCUCUCCAAUGCGCGGUCCGGGCCCAAGCCGCUUUAGAAGUCGCUCUCCAAAAUAUCCACCUCCCAAACGCAUAAAACUUGGUUCUCACUCAAUAGGCAGUCCUCCUCCUGUUCCUCCUUCUACACGCUCACCUGAGCGCAUUCGAUACCGUUCUCAGUCGCGGGAUUCCCGCUAUCGUCAUUCUCGUGCUCCUUCACGCGACCAGCGUCGCAAUAGUCCUGGGCUUCCAACGGAGAGACGCCCGCUUCGCGAUCCAGAUUCGCCCAGGGAUGAAGGAGAAAUACGCGAAUAUGAUACUCCAGACAGAGAUAAACUUUUAAGUCAAAAUCAGAGAGCUCCGAGUCUGUCCAGAGAGCCUCCUUCCACUCUGCCAGUGCCGGAAGAAUCCAAAACCUCUGUCUUGGGCGCCAAAGCAGUAACACCGCCUACUCCUGCCAAAAAUAUUGUCGAAAACGAUGUUAAACCCCAUGUACUUCCUGCGGCAGAUCCUGCUUCAACUGCACUUCCGCCAAGCUCCUUACCUCCUGUACCCCAAGUACUUCCACAACAAUCUAUCCGCUCAACAUCACCCCCAAAGCAUCCUCGAAAUUGGUCAGAAUCUCGUCCCACAGAAUCUUCUCUUUUUAUACCUCCCUCCAUCCGCAGAGGCCGAGGGAGAGGCAGCGGAGGUUCCUAUCGAGGCGGAACGUAUCGCGGAGGGGGCCCGCCAGAUGCGCCUAGAGCCCCGCGCAAUCGUGGACCUUCCCAGCAAUCUACGGGGCCAGAUAAUUCAGAAGAAACAACUGUGGCGCCCUCUGGAGUUAAUGUACCAUCACCUGCAGAUACUUCGAAUUCAAAAGCAGCGACACCUCCCAUUCAUCCUUCAGUCGAACCUGAGGAGUCUAUCGAACAACUACUCAAAUGGGUUAACGAGGAACUAAUUGUAACCGAUAUCAUACAGGAAGAGCGGAGGAUAGUGGAUCGAUCCAAGGUCUUACGUGAUGAGUAUCUCGCCGCGCACCAAUACACUCACCAACUAAUGAUGGACCACUACAAGAUUACCAACGAAGCCCAUCGGGCGCUACACGAGUAUGAAAUGGCCAAUCAGGAGUUGAGGCAUUUGCAGCUACGACGGCAGGUUUUGAAUAAACAACAAGAGCUUGCCAGACUGGGUUUACUCGGUAUGGAUUAUGAGCCGGAUGGGAAUAGCAUUAGUACCCCGGGUCGAUAAACCUACCAUUUGACAAUGGGAAACUUUGACUGGCCUCUGUUGUCUUUAUCAGAGAGCUCCAAUUCAACACGAGAUGCUCUAAUCAAAUGACCUUUUUUCUUCGAAUGUUGAAAGCAAUUACAUAUCGUUCAGGUAUUGAGUUUGGAGCUUUUAGUGCUGCCAUCGUAUCACGGUAAAAAAUGACGCGUUGAUGCGUUGGCCCGCUCCCAAGGCAGUCCACUUUCUUUCCAGAUACUCGAGCCUUUUCAUAUAA
Lentinula edodes (shiitake mushroom) is the source of this 1695-nucleotide messenger RNA. RefSeq lists its product as uncharacterized. The transcript is spliced from 4 exons. The record is from RefSeq and is a predicted model, not a curated record. Bases 240 to 1442 code for a protein of 400 amino acids. Lineage: Eukaryota; Fungi; Basidiomycota; Agaricomycetes; Agaricales; Omphalotaceae.